AUUCCUGAAAGUACUUUUAAACAUGAGCGGUACAUCAGCUGGAGUUAAGGCCAAAGUAACUAUGCUCAGAUAUGUUUAAAUUCAAUACUUACAGUCUUAUCUACCAAACUCUCUCAAUUUUCAAGAUCGUGAGAUAUACAAGAUUGGUUUCAAUGCUUUAGAUUGUAUGCGAAGAGACGGAAAACUAUGCGAUGUCACUUUGAUUGCGGAUAAUAAUCGCUUCACUGCACACAAGAUUGUAUUGGCCGCCACUAUACCAUUCUUCAAUGGAAUGUUUCUAAGUAACAUGGCAGAAUCUACCAAAAGCGAGGUCACCAUUCACGGAGUUGACGCUUGUGCUUUAGAAGCGUUCAUUGGUUAUGCUUAUACUGGCUUAGUUCAAAUCAACCCUCGUAAUGUUCAAUCAAUCUUAGUCGGUGCCAAUUUUUUGCAGCUUAAUAAUGUUCGUAACAUCUGUUGCAGAUAUAUCAGUGAAAGAUUGACUGUCGACAUAGUCUUACCGAUAAGAAAUCUCGCCCAAAGCUAUCUAUGUACAGACUUGGUAUCUGCUUGUGAGGCAUAUAUCUACAAAAAUUUCGAAGAUAUCGCACGCACAACUUCAUUUUUUAACCUUGAAGGAUGCGAAUUGAUGGAAUUACUGGAGUCAGAUGAACUGAAUGUCAGCAGUGAAGAACGCUUGUUUCAUAUAAUUAUGUCUUGGGUUGAAUUUGAAACAAAAUCCAAUUCUGAUACUGAGACGAACUCUGUUAUAUCAGAGUCUGUUAACGUAAUUGAGCUACCUGAAUAUUAUGAUAGUAAUGUGCAUUCGAUAAAACCAUCUGUUUCAAGUGAGAUUGGUCAUCGAAAUUCGUGUUGUAAUGGUUCUUUACGUUCUACACAUCAUUUUCAUAGUUGUCAUUGUUCUACACAAAUAUUCAAUAGCAAACCCCGCACUGACUUUCUUCCAUGCCUUCUUAGGCGAAUCAGACUACCUCUAAUUCCAGUUAGCUACAUUUUCUCAGUUAUUUCGCGGCAUGAUCUUAUUCGAAAGGACAUUCGUUGUAGAGAUAUUCUAGAUGAAGUACGUGAUGUACUUCUUAUGUCAUGGAAGACGUCGGAAUUCUUUAAUUGUCGACCUAGAAAAUGUCAAGAUAUUUUCGGUGUUAUUUAUGCUGUUGGUGGUUGGAAUACAGAUCUGGAAUGUCAUGGGAUUGUGGAAACUUAUCAUCCUUCACUUGGUCGUUGGGAAUUAUCAGAAAGUAUGAUAUCUAAGCGUAGUCGUAUUGGUGUGGUUGCUUUGAAUGGACUGUUAUACGCUAUUGGAGGUUUCGAUGGAAAUUCUCGCUUACGUACAACUGAAGUAUAUAAUCCAAAAACUGGAAAAUGGGCAACCGUUGCUUCAAUGAUUUGUCGACGUAGUGCUGCCGGAGCUGCUGCUUAUGAUGGAUGUUUGUAUGUUUGCGGUGGUUUUGAUGGUCAAACAUCUUUACGUACAUGUGAGAUGUAUAUUCCAGAACAAGAUACAUGGAAGUUAAUAUCAAGCUUGAAUGAACCCAGAUCCGCUGGUGGUCUUGUCGCUCUCAAUGGUCGUCUUUAUGCUAUUGGUGGACACAAUGGUUUAGCUGUUUUUUCAACAGUAGAAUGCUAUGAAAAAGGUGGAGAUUUACCUAAAACACUUUCACCAUCCUCUCGUUUUGAAACUGAUCAUCAGAAUAGUGGUAUUCGGCAAAGUCCUAUUAAUGUAUGGUAUUCAGUAGCUAACAUGUUACAUCGGCGAUGUCGACAUGGCGCAACUGCGUUUCGUGAUCGUAUAAUUGUUGCCGGUGGUUAUGAUGGUGCUUCAUUUCUACAAAGUGUUGAAAUGUUCGAUCCUACAACUGGUCCAGAUCGUAAUGGUUUACAUGGACAAUGGACUGAAAUUUCAUCUUUGUCAGUCCCUCGUUCUCGAGUCGGAUUGGCUGUAACUGCAGGUUGUUUGUAUGCAAUAGGUGGUUAUGAUGGUAGUACUCAUCUACGAACAGUUGAAUGUUUCAAAUCUCCUAUUAAACAAAAUCCCUAUGAAUUAUCAAGUACUGUUUUACAAUCAAAAUUUAAUACACUAUCUAAUUUAUUGAACAAACCUAAGAUUUCUGAUAAUUGUAGCGAUCAUGUUGAUGGUGAUGAUGACGAUAAUAAUGAUGAUGGCGUUUCCUGUAAUCAUCAUUCAUGUUCUAUGCAAUCUGAUUUUGAGUCUAUUUCUUCAUGCAACUCAACUGAAGCGGUUACAUUUGUUAGAACAACACAAAAUGGGAAAACUAUGAUGUUAGAAAAGUUAAAACCUAAGCCAAUUAGUCAUCAACCAUCUAUUCCAUCCGCUUCAGUUAAUAUCAAUUGUAAUGGUGGUACUUCCACAUUAUCUUCUGUCAUCCCAUCUUCUUCUAAUCCUUUCGCUGAUUGGCAAUGGUCAUCUGGACCUUCAUUAAUUGCACAUGAGGGAUGGGUUGGUAUAUGUGUCCUCCCUUUUGACCAAUCUUCUUCAGUCCAUUAAUUUCACAUAUUCGUAACAUUAUUAUCAGUGUAGAAAACAUAACUCUGCUUUGUUUUACAAAUAUGUAAAUCCGUCGUUUUUUUUCAUUUUGGUGGAAAAAAGAUGUUUCACGUUCCAUAACUGUUCUGUUGAAGUUAAUAUUUCAAUUGCAUACUGUAUAUACCUUAUUUAUUAAUCUAUUUAUUAUGCGGAGACACAUUUGUACUGAUAAUCUGUCGUUACAUGUGACUAUGUAACUAAUUGAUAUAUUUCUGUUUCGUUUGUAUAGAUUGUUUUCUGACAUUAAUUUAUACUUAUACUCAUUUAUAUUCUCUAGCUUUCUUUCAUGUGUAUAUGAUUUCAGUUAAAUAUUUUAUUAUCUCUAUGUAAAUAUCCUUAUCGUAUCUUUUUUUGUAGAUUUUGCAUUUCUCACUUUCUUUUUUUUGUUGUCUUACACGAUGGUUCAAUUAUGUGCAUUUGUUUCUUACUACGAUAAUUGAAUCCCCUUUUUUUAAAUAUAAAAAUAAAAACAUCUUUAUGAUGACAAUUGUUUCUUAAACAGAAAUGUCUGCAAUUGGUUGAAUAUUAAAAAAGAACUUGAUAAAAUUAUAUUGAUUUUGCACAAUCAAAUUGAUUUACGUUUCCCCCAUCUCCCUGAUCGUUGUUAUUUUAUAUUGAAACCUGUUAUUAUCCUGGGUUUUUUUGAAACUAGUUUAGCAACUAAAAUAAAUAUAUUUCCAAAAAUA
This is a messenger RNA of Schistosoma bovis, 3231 nucleotides long. The record is from the annotation of a GenBank genome assembly. Lineage: Eukaryota; Metazoa; Platyhelminthes; Trematoda; Strigeidida; Schistosomatidae.